Molecule: messenger RNA, 10835 nt
Organism: Pomacea canaliculata
Lineage: Eukaryota; Metazoa; Mollusca; Gastropoda; Architaenioglossa; Ampullariidae
Product: SPRY domain-containing SOCS box protein 1-like
Exons: 2
Coding region: 133-969 (278 amino acids)
Biological process (GO): proteasome-mediated ubiquitin-dependent protein catabolic process
Cellular component (GO): SCF ubiquitin ligase complex
Molecular function (GO): protein binding
Source: RefSeq, a predicted model, not a curated record
GUGAUGCAUUGAUGGCUGAGGACAUGUACUGUCUGGAAGUUGCACAAGCUGGCUAGUGCUGCUUUCUGUCACCAUUGCAGCAGUGCUUCCUAUAGGGAUUUUUAUCUCAAAAGUUGUUGCACAUGACAAGCAAUGAACAUGGGUCAGAAAGUCUCGGGUGGCAUCAAAACAAUAUCCAGCUCACGUGAGCCAACCUACAAAACCCUUAACAGAGAACCGGCUUUCAAUCCAGACUUUCAGAAACCAGCUCGGCUCGAUGCACUUCUAGAUAUGCCACCAGUGAGCCGUGAGGUGCAGUACAAGCAUGCCUGGAAUCCAGAUGACCGGUCUCUAAAUAUCUUUGUCAAAAGUGAGGACAUGAUGACUUUUCACCGCCAUCCUGUGGCUCAGAGCACAGACUGCAUUCGUGGGCGUUUUGGUUACACCCGAGGACUGCAUGUGUGGGAAAUUGUGUGGAGUACACGACAGAGAGGUACCCAUGCAGUGGUGGGAGUUGGGACAGCUGAAGCACCACUGCACUGUGUUGGGUAUCAGUCUCUUGUUGGAAGCAACAAGGAGUCUUGGGGCUGGGAUCUGGGGAGAAACAAGCUCUAUCAUGACAUGAAGAACCAUCCAGGGAUCACAUACCCUACACUUUUAAACUCCGAUGAAAACUUUGUGGUGCCAGACAGCUUCCUGGUCAUUUUAGACAUGGAUGAGGGCACACUAAGCUUUAUGGUUGAUGGACAAUACUUGGGCAUAGCCUUUCGUGGGCUCAAGGGCAAAAAACUUUACCCUAUUGUGAGUGCAGUAUGGGGACAUUGUGAAAUCACCAUGCGAUACAUUGGAGGACUUGACCCUGAACCCCUGCCACUCAUGGAUAUAUGUCGAAGAGGAGUGAGAAGUCAGCUGGGAAAGCAGCGACUACAUUUGAUAAAGGAACUUCCAAUUCCCAACUCUCUAAAAAUGUACCUAUGGUACCAGUCCUAGCACAAGGGGCAUAUUUCUGUUAACAUUAUGGGGUGCUUCUGCGGUACCUCUGUUUCAUCAUGUCAUUUCACACUGCAUUGUUUUGUUGCCGCUGCCUUUCAGCCUAGCAUUGCCAUCUUUUAGGCAAGAGGCAUGUGCUUACUAAAUCUUAGUCUUUGACCUUUAAUGAUCAAAAGUUGCACCACACAUAAGUCCAGCUAAGCUAAUUAAUGAGGUUUUUUUUUAAAUACCAUGUAAGGCUGAUUUAUCUUCUUCUUUCUUUCUGUAUGCUACAUGUUCAACAGGUUGAGCAGAUUGAGUAGUGAGCAACAAUUACUUUUGGCCAUUUGAGCUGAUACUAAGAGCUAAUUAUAAUGAUCGAAACCUGUACUAAGUGCCUCGGCACAGACUUUCUUAUAUUUCUUAAUAUUUUUUUAAAAUACUGCAGAUAGCAAAGACAGGGUGGGGGAUGGGAGAAAUAAUGUUAAGAUCACAAAAUGCACAAUAAUCAAUAACCUGCAAUUCAGUCAAAAUAAUGGUUGUAGGCACCGAAAAGGUAUCAAAUAAAUAUUGUAUCACUUUAUAUGCCCUGAAAUUUGAUUUUUCAAUAAAAGCUGCAAAGAAAAAUAUUCAUGCACAGCCACAAGCAGUAAAAUUUUGCAUCAUAAAAGAUUUGUGUAUGGGCACCUGACUAAAUAGUUUUCAAAGGAAUUUUCAAAAUAAAUCUACCACAUUUUAUCUUUAUGCAUUAUAUGGCCAGGAGACUAAUGAAAAUUUUAAAACGUUAAAUCCCUAGUGCCAGAGGGUCUCUGAUUUUAUAGGAUUCAGCCUGCUGCUUUUUUUUUUUUUUUUUUUUGCAUUGUUCCUAAUAUGUUCUGUACUUAAUAUGACAGAAAUAAGUUACUCAGCUGUCUUUAUGAAAAUAAGGCAAAAUUCCUGACUAGUUUUCAGAUUUAAUAAAUAGGAAAAGUAAAAAAGAGGAAGGAUCAAACAUUUUUACCAUGGUAACUUUUACCUCUAGUACCAUCUCUUUUUAUCUUCCAGACUCCAUUCAUAUAAUUUAUCAAAGUCUUAUUGUCAUUGACACAGUUAAGGGAAGAGAAUGCUAGCAACAUUUUUUUUUACUUUCCUUGUUUAUACUGUUGUCAUGCACACACCUACCCUCUCAUACUGAUAUUUUAUCAAAGAGAGCCUGUCUGGAACUAGUCAAAACUAUUUAUCUGAACGGGUAUCUAUGGGUAUGGUGAAGUUACAUUGACAGCAUUCUGAACCAAGGAUUGCUUCAAGUUUUUUUGUUUUGUUUUUUUUUUUUUUUUUUUUGUAUGGGUGAGUGGGUAGGGGAGCCAUUUUCCUUGUUCGUGGCAUUUACCAGGAAAUAACUAUUAUGCAUUUGGGAAGAGGUCGCCUGUCUCUUUCUUAGCUUCAGCAUUGGACUUCAAAUGCUUGUUCUCACAGAUUGUGCAACCAUCUAAAUCUCAAUAGUUUCAGUGUACAGAGCAGCUAUUAAGUGGAAACAAUGUGCACUGGACCAACACUUUGUUGUGCUAAUGGUAUACCUGAUCUCCCAUUCUGAGUGGCUAGCCAACCUAGUUGUGUUUCUUUUCAUUCUCCAUAUCACUAGCAUCCCAAGGGCAAGAGACAAUUUGGAGAGUGCUGUGUAAAAAAAAAAAAGAAAGUAAUUUAUAAAAUGUGUGUGUAGUUUUUUUUAAAUGCUUUUUGCUUGAGGACGUUGUCAAGAAUGUUUUUUAAUUCAAUGCUUCCUUUGUGAACUGUCAGUGUUGUACUCUAAGUGUUCAUCGAUAAUGUCACUGUAAAAUUUAAAAUGGAUGAAGCCUGGUUGUGCACUUUUAUACAGAGCGCUUGAGGAGGGGAGAGCGUGGAUGUGCAUAUCACAAUAUGUGUAGCAAUAUGCCUGAACAUGCCUGUCCAUGUUUGUGUGUAAAAGAGUAAGAUGCAGAUGGUUAUAGGUCUUCACAAUGAGUGUUUAUGGAUGUAUAUGCAGUUUGAGAGGAGUACACAUGGGUAUAUGUGUGAUGCAUCUGUCAACAUCAUCACACCCCAUUAAAUGUUUACUUCAGAGGGUGGUCAUUAUGGCAUGCAAGACUAGCAGUGCUGACGUGAAUAUGUUGAAACAUAUGCUGUUUAAAAUUUAUGGGUGCCAAUACCAUGGCAUACAAGUUCACCUUGUCACACUGAUGUUGGAGCAUUCUGGUUACAGUUUUAAAAAAAAUGAGGUAAAAAGAAGGUAAAGGACAGAGAAGAAAGUGAAGCCAGGUGACUUAAACUGAGCCUUUUCACAGAUCUGCUGGGACUGAACUCAUCUUUCAUGUUGAUUUUGUUUUCCCUCACUUACAUUUUUGUGUGCAAUAUUUCAUUUCUCUUUUGUCUUUUAAAGCUUGUUUGAAGAGAGGGGAAUGAGAAUGAAUGGAUUCAGUGUCAGACUGGCAUGUUCUUUAUCUUUGAUAGUUCUCAGACAUUGCCAGUAACAAACCACUUUGUGAAACAAGAUGUUUUAUCUGCCUUCAUUGAAGUGAAAGUUGAAGCAUGAACAUAAUCAGCCAUUGCUUCUGUCUUCUCUAGUCCUCAUUGGUCAUUCAUAUUUCGGGUGUGAUUUUUUAGCUAUUGCUUUUACUCCAUAAAUGUUAAAACAGAUCUUUCAAGGAAAAUAAAAUCUUAAUUGGAACUGAAGCUUCCCAACUGUUUCCUCAAAGAGUAGUCACAGUAUUGCUGCAAGAGAGAAUAUAUGUUUGUUUUUAUUAUCAUAUGGUUACAGAAAUAUUUUAUCAGCUGGGGUUGGGGGGCUUAAAUCUUUGCUUUGUGUCAAUAAACCUGUGAAAUUUCUAUUCAGUUGGUGAAUGCUUUAAGGGGCAAACACUCUCAUGUCAUAGGCUAACACCUAAAGCUGAUACGCAAACCAGAAAAGUGUUUAAUGAAUGUUAUGCAGUAUUUGCAUUUGUUAAAUAUCUCUGGCACUUUUAAAGAAUUCUUAGCUAUGAUGUUUGUGUCAUGAAAUCAGAAAUGAUUUACAUUCUUUUAAAAGCAGUAUUCAGGUUUACUGUAUUCGCCAAAAAGACAGUUUCUUAAGGAUAAAGAAUUCUAAUGGGGCAUUGUUAUACAAUUUUAAAAAAAAUUGAUUUAAGCAAAGAACAAUAAGUAGGCUGCUAUAUGUUCACACCUCACGGAAGAGUUAAUUGUUUUUGUUUUUGUUUUUUUGUUGUUGACAUUUUCCAUAGAUACAUCAGAACUAAAUGCUUAAAUUUGAGGCUUACUAAAAAUUAGUAUCAAGAGGAUUGACUUUGCUUUAUAAAUGUCAGUAUGAUGAAAAGAAGGCAGAUAGUAAAAUCAAGAAGACAAUUGAAAAGAAAACCAGCAUCUACAAAGAAGUUUUAGCAUUAUUUAGAUAAAGUCACAGGCUAACAGCUCACAAGUUGAAAACUGCCUUUUGGAAAUUACAUGCAUUAUAUACAAUGUAUAUGGAUUCAAAGGCUUUAGAGGUGGACACCAUGGCUGAUAGGCUUGUCUUCAUUAUGAUACUUCCAGGAGUCUUUGUAUAGCCAUUUAGCUUGCAUCACAGUCAGCAUUUGUGCGUGUGUGUGUGCACACAUUGUAUGAAUUAUUGAGCUUGUGUUAGAUGUUAGCCAGUCUGUAUGCUCAUGUGAUAGCACACUUAAUGUGCUUUGUGUGCAAGACUUUCUUCCUUUUACAGUUGAGCUGUUAGCUUCUUGGCAUCAGGUUACUUGGUCAGCAUGCAGAAAAUUAGGCAUUGUCUUAAAAUGGUUUGCUCUUCUUAUUAAUGGCUGUAGUUUUUGUACAUGAACCUUUAUUCUUACUGUAAGAAAAAUGUAUAGGGGGUUCAUAUUCAGUUUCAGCAGUAAAGAGGGGAGAGACAAAGUGGUAGUAAAGGUUGGGUGGUCCUACAUGCGCCAUAGAAAGCUAUGCAUUUUUAUUGGCAUUCACCAUUUAAAGAAAAAAAGUUUUGUGGGUUUUUUUUUUUAAUUUUUACAAUAGUUGUCUUAUGUCAUACUGCUUCAUGUAGGAAAGAAUGAUGUAGCUGAUUUCUUACAAUUUCAAAUGUUAGUGCUUUUUUCCAAAUCAACUAUUUUGUAAUAUGUCAUCAGCAUUGUAAACACAGGGCAAAGGUUUGCUCUGAGAGGUAGACCUUUAGGUUAAAACUCUCUUGUGGCAAAAACAAAGAUUUUAAUUGGCAAUGUUUUAGCUAAGUAUUAUCUGUUAUGAUGAGAGAUAUGAGAAUGUGCAAAGAUAAAGGAUCUUAAUUUGUGAAAAGUUAUCCAAUUUAUUUUGUUGGAAUAGAAUGAGCAUGGAUUAUGCUAAAGAGUAUUUAAAUGCUGUAUUUUUCAUUUUUAACUUACUAAGCAUACAUAUUUUUAACGUAAUGAUGGCAUCAUCAAAUAUCACCUUCAAAAUCCCUCCUUUGGGAAAACCCCCCCAAAACAUGUUAUCAUUUUUAUUCAGAUAAAUGUGCUGAGGUGAAUGCCUUGAAUGUGUUACAUGGUAUUGACAAACUCUAACCCAUCUUUGUCUGAAAUAAUAAAUCACAGUAAUGAUGAAUAAUUUUACAUCUAAAGACUAAUAUGGUGCAGUCUGUAGUGCUGUUUUUGGAAAAAAAUAAGGCUGAAGUUUUCUGUUGCACAUGGAGAUAUUUACACUCAUUUCAUUUGAGCAGAGGAUAUAAGCCAAUGUAAGAUUAACUGAAAUCAAUUUUGUGUGUUUUAUUUAAAGGAUUACUACAAUAUUUCCAUUCCAGGUUGUUUUUAUUUAAAUAAUUGCUCACAUCUGUAUUAUCACUGCCAUUUUAAAAUUGAAGCAUUGUAUCACUUUUGCUUUUGAAAUGUGCUCUAUUCAGGCCUCUUUUGAACAUUUUGGUCUUGACUACAUUAGAACUGAGUGCAACCUUCUUUCUGAACGAUAGGUAGUUUUAGUCUUUCUCUUCUUAUUUUACACUCGUUUGUUGGAUUCAUGGCUAAAAGCACUAUCUUGAAAAAUUUUUGAAAGAGGAGCAUAAUUGGGAAAAAAAUAAAAUAUUGAAGCCAGAUAAUAAGCAGUAUAUGAUUUAUUGUUGUUUCAUCUUUCAGACACUUGCAUCUGUCCUUGGUAGCUAAAUCAAAACUUGAGUCUUGGAAUAUAUUUAAAGUGUAUUAUGUGUUAGGGUGUUGAUCUGCAGAAUAAUCUGCUUUUCUCUUUUUCAAGAUCUGUUAAUCUAAGAAAAAAUAUGCAAAUUCACAUUAACCUAUCUUUUUAUCCCCAUGAUCUUCGCAGGUAAUUUUGAUAAGUAGUGUAAAUUUCAUCCAAAGUUUAUGCUUUAGUAUACGCCAUAGAUCUCUUGAUUUGUUUUACAUUAAAAUGCUUGCAUUUACAAAUACAUUACAGUCUUGAUUAUAUACGUUUUAUCCAUGACUUCGGAUAGUUAGAAUAAUUAAGAAUUAAGUCAUUUCUAUAUAAUAAUUUAAUGUAAAGAGGAGACUUCUGCCUUUGUAAUUUCUAAAUAAUAUGUGUAAAGGAAGAAACAUUUUUUGCUAACUACAUUUAUAAAGUUUUCUAAAUGCAAUGCCAUUUAUGUGAUACUAAUUAUAAAGCAGUAUACAUGACACAGAACAAGGCAGUUUAAAAAAAAAUAGCUUGUCUCUUGCUAAUAUGGAGCUUUUGCUUAUACAUUAUGCCAGUGGUUCUCAAAGUAUUUCAGAAACACGGACCACUUUACUAAAGUAAAAAUACAGUUGACCACCAAGGCCUAAAAUCACUCUACUGCGAAUUUUAGAUUUAAAUUGCUGCACUUGUUUCAUUACAAUUCAAAACUAAAUGUACUUUUGUGACAGUAGUAUAGUAAUAAGCUUACUUAAAAUGACAUAGUUUGCAAAGUACACAUAAAAAUUAAAAAUAAGGACAUGCACUGCGUUACUAAGGAAUGCAAUGUUCGCGCUGUGACAUAAAGACUUAGUUGUUAAGCGAGCGUUGUGUGCGAACGAGCAGUUGCGAAUCGAUAAAAUUAAAACUUAUGUGAAAUCGGUUCUGGACUAAUGGCGAUUUAAACAUCACUUUUCUGACAUGAUGAUUGUCAGCUGCGGACUUUGAGAAUCACUGCAUUAUGCCACUCUUUAAGUCUUUUUUUAUUUCAUUCCUGCUUAAUUUUAUGCCUUUGCAUGUGCUAGUCUUUAAAAGUGCAGCCAUUACUAAUUUUAGUGGUUUUUUUUCAUUUUGACCUGAUCAUCAUUUAGUGUGCAGUAUUAUACAAAAAAACGACAAAUUUUGUGAGUCUGUGGGUGCGACUGGUAAUGCCUUAUGAUGCUGAAAUAUGUAUCUAGUUGUAUGUGUUUGGGUGUGUGUAGGUGGAUAGGUGUGCAUGGAUAAGUGCGUAGCUGUGCAUCUUUCUGCUUAUUUCCUGUUAAAAUCUUCAGCCAACUAGUUGUUGCUAGAAGAUAUAGCUUUAACAUUUCUAAAAAGAUUUGAAAGUUGCAUGUGGUAAGAUAAAUCAUUUGAAUACAAAUCGCUUUUUCCCAGACCCUUUUUAAUGCUUCCUAAUUCUGCAAAUGCAGCUUCUGUAAAAUCCUGUCCAACAUGCAAAACAAGUAAAUAGUGUAAAGGGUUAGGAAUUGUAAAAAGCUUAAGACACGAAGAGUUUUGAGGGUUCCCCUACCCCCCACUCCAGUAAAUCAAGUUACCAUCCCAUAUUUUGAUGCCAUAUUGCACAGACUUGUUAUGAUAAAAAUUGGAUUACAAAAUGCUGGAAAGAGGCAAUCAGCUUACCCAGAGAAUCCUAAGUGGUCAUGACACAUUUGUAAAUUAUUGCCCUUAUCUUCCCCUAGAAGACUCAUCAUUUUAAGAAGACAGCAGUCUGUUUUGUGUGAAGAUUUCACUGAUCCAAACAGGAAAAGCAUAGAGGCUGCAAAAAUAUGAAGAAAACUAUUUCUUUGAUGACACUGAUAAAAUGAUGCUCCUUUGAUGCCUAGUGGUCUGCCAAGGAAGGUGAUCUUUGUUUUGCAUGAAAUUUUAUAUCUUUAACACAAUAACAACAUUCUUAAACACCAGUUUAAGUGGUGCUUCAUGUUGAAGAACAGCAUGAAUUUUAUGCAGAUUCAUAUGCUUCAGACGUUGAUGUAAGGCUUGAAAGGCCUUUCAUAUGUUAAUGUAUAAUUUCAACAACUACUUUCCUUGCUAUAAUCAUUGCUGACUUUCCUGCCUGAUAGUUUUCAUUCUAUUGUUCAGUAAUUUGGUUGCCUUGCUUUCUGUUGAUUUGUGCACAUACGAUGCUUUCACUCACCAAUGAUGAAAACAUUUGAUAUCACACAAUGAUGAAACUAUCUUGUGUUUAAAAAAAAAGGGGGGAUCACUUUUGGAAGCAUCAAGUAUGUAAAGUCUAGUGACUAAUAUAGAUGAAUAUUAUCUUAAAGUGUAAUUUUUUUUUCAUAAAUUAUCCAAAGAUCAUUGGCCCAAUCUUUAAAGAUUUAUAAAUAUGAGUUGUCAGUGCAUUACAGAUGUUUUAAUCCUAAGGAUGUUAGGAGUAGUAAAAUAAAAGCAACCAGUUUAGCAGAGCUGGGGAUACAUAGCCUACUGAGUGCAACAUCUUUUUUUUAUAAAAAAAAAGAUUUUUCAUACUGCAUUACAAGCUAUUGAUUUCAAUCAUUUACUGCUUAAUUCUCUUAAUUGUUUUUCAUGAACAUGAAGUUUGAUUGAAUCUAACAAAUGGAAGUGUUUAUUUUUAAAUAGCUUAGUGGAAAUUCAGCUUUCAGUCUUUACUGGUGCUUAUACUUAGAAUACAUUUAUUUCAAAGUACAUACUGACACAAAUUUUACUUAGUUCUUUGAAGAUAACAUUUGUUCAGCAAGUCUUUUAAAUAUGCUAUUGUCGAAGGUGGAAAAGUGGUAAUUUAAAAAAUGUCCCUGGAUUUGGUGUCAGGUUUGUUUCAUAUUGUAAACAUAAUUCUUCAAAAAAAAAAAAUUAGGUUUACCAUUAUCUGUGGUCUGUAAUAGGUGUUGGUCUACAAGCUGAGAAAUGGCAAAAUAAUAGUUAACUGUUUGUUGAACUUUCUCAAAGUCCUCAAAUAUUAUCUGUUUUUUACCUGGAAAGAUUAUGUCAGCUUCAUGGUACUUUCAGGGAUACACAUUUUGGAAUGGCAAGUAGAACAUUGUUUGCUAGGUGAGAUGGAUUGGCCAGAGUUUAAGUGCUGUGGGUUUAAUCAUUUUCGAAAUAACAAAUCAUUUCUAGUUCAACUGAUGAGCCAAUCAAAUUUGUUAUUUGCAUGGUUUACCUCACUGCCAAUCUCUUACCAAGAAAGUGAAAGAGAGCAAACUUUUUCCUGUAUGCCCUUUGUGUGUGCGCGCCUACAUGAAUGGAGAACAUGCUAAGAGACAAAGCUAAUUAAAAAGAAGAGCUUAAGUGACUGCCAUUUACAUAGUAAGAAACCCAACUCCCUAUAAUUUUGCUAAGCCAUUAUCUUAUUAUUCUGCCUUCAUUUGCUAAAUGACUAAAGGUGAAUCUGUAUAUUUAUUUUGCAUGUUUGUUUUUUUCUUUUGGUUUUUUUUUUUUUUAGUUUAAAGCAUGGGCGAUGGCACAUUUUCAUAUUUUUGUUUUGUCAUAUUUGAAAAAAAAUAAAACCACCUCAAGCAAGCUACAUACUUUCAGGACCAACAAAUUUGCUGCUGCACCACCUUUAAUGGCCUUGUUUGUAUUUGUGUAUGGGUUGAGGGGGAGGACUGAGUAUGAUGCAGAAGCAGCUCUACUCUGUUCAUCUUUUACAAUACCUUGACCACUAUGUACAAAACCUUUUCUAUAUUUUGCAUAAGCUAGCCAAUAAAAGUUGACCUGUGUACAAUUUAUUCAGCCCUGAUAGACCUCACCAGCACUGUUGAUGCACUUCUCAUUGAAGACUUUAGUAGGAAAAGGCUGUCUUGAAACCUGAAAGCCAAACACCAUGCAACAUGGCAGAUGAUCCUAUGGGGUUGUUAGGGCUAAAAUUGAGGUCGGACAUGUAACCCUAUUAUUGUGUUGGCUAAACAAUUAGAUUGUAAUAUGUAACCCAGGAAUAAGCAGGAAUGCUUUUCUCAUUUUUGGCUGGUUCAGAUGUUAAAUGCAUUAUGUGCAAUCUGUAAACUCUUAGCUUAUGACAGUACAAUAAUUUAGUUGUUCCAGCCAAAUCAUUGAAAUGGUGUCAAUGAAAAAUGUUUGUAACAUUUCUUUUUCGUCUUUAUUAUAGACAUUAUUUUUCCUGUCCUUUGCCCUCUCAGUAUUCACACAACCUGUGUGCAAGAAAAGACAAUAAAAAAUUCACAAGAAAAAUGAUGCAUGAAUGGUAGUUAAAUAAUAUAAAGAAUUUUAAACACAACCAAGGUGGGAGAUGAGAGAAAAAAGUGUAUAAUGGGUAGGGGGGGAGGAAAAUUGUUGAACAUGAUACUAUAACAAGAAUUGAGCCCAGUGUUGAAAGUAAAUUUUGUAUAGCAGUAGAUUUUCCUUUGGUUUUACCAUUGUCAUCACAGUCCUAUUUUUUGAGGACGAUGUAUGCUUCCUGAUUAUGAAUGUUACACGAUGCCUUGACUUUUAAAUGUGCAAUACGGUUUACAAGUUGUCAUUGAAUGAUAAUUUUUCUCAGUGUGGUAGCACUCAGUAAAUCUCUUUAUUUAAGAACUUUGUGCGGUACAGUUUGAGAUUUUUUUUUUUUUUUUUUUUGGCAACCUUUUCAUGGUCUUACUAUAGUUCAUUUCCAUCGAUGUGGUAGACUUCGUGUGUUGUGCAAAACUUAUCAAUUGAUUAUGGUCGACCACUGAAUGAUUUUUAUUUUUCGUAUGGUCACUGGUUGUAAAUCGUUUGUACAUUUGUCCUAGGUUCUAGAUUAUGCAUUAAAGUUGUGGAUGGCAGGACCGCACAAGCAAUCGGGA